Pygocentrus nattereri (red-bellied piranha) is the source of this 4331-nucleotide messenger RNA. Its product is annotated as olfactomedin-like protein 2A. The record is from RefSeq and is a predicted model, not a curated record. NCBI's taxonomy places the organism in Eukaryota, Metazoa, Chordata, Actinopteri, Characiformes, Serrasalmidae. Bases 170 to 2074 code for a protein of 634 amino acids. Gene Ontology annotation, biological process: signal transduction. The transcript has 8 exons.
GAGAGAGAGAGAGAGAGAGAGAGAGCUAACGACAAAGACAUCGAGAGCGCGCGCUGUGAGGUGUGUACCCCGUAUGUUGCGCUGAACCGAUGCCUCCGCAGAAUCUCUGAAGUCACCGGACUGUUUACUGGACCGUUUACCGGGAGUGACCACGAGGACCACGCGGACCAUGAGCAAAUUGAGGAGCCUGAGCAGCCUGGCCAGUGUCCUGCUGUGGUCAGUCACGCUGUGCACUCAGGCGGCUUCUGAAAGCAAGAUCUUUGGAGAAGAUCAGGUGCGGAUGACGUCGGAAGGGUCAGACUGUCGCUGCAAGUGUGUGAUGCGCCCGUUGCCGCGAGAUGCGUGUGCUCGGCUGCGCACCGGCAGCGCGAGGGUGGAGGACUUCUACACCAUGGAGACGGUGAGUUCGGGCGCAGACUGCAAGUGCUCCUGUACAGCCCCGCCCUCAUCGCUCAACCCCUGCGAAAACGAGUGGAAGAUGGAGAAACUGAAGAAACAAGCGCCAGAACUGCUGAAGCUGCAGUCCAUGGUAGAUCUGCUGGAAGGAACUCUGUUCAGUAUGGACCUCAUGAAGAUCCACUCCUACAUCAACAAAGUGGUGUCUCAAAUGAACAAUCUGGAGGAGGUGAUCAGGACCAACCUGACCCGCGAGAACGGCUUCGUACGAGACAGCAUGGCGGCUCUGACCAGCCGGCUACGGCAGUAUGAGAAUCAGUCUAAUCUCAUGAUGAGCAUAAAGACGGAGCUGUCCAAUCUGGGCCUUCAGCUGACGCAGAGAGCCUCCACCCCCAGCACCACGGUACAGGACACGCUCAGUGGGAAAUUGGAAGAUUCCAGCAAACUCCUCACAAAGAAAACAGAGAAAGUAAAAGUGCCAGCCAAAGAGAAGCCUGUCAAGUCCAAGCAGGAGGCGUACAAUGAAGCUAAACAUGAGAGGGCAGAUCCGGCAGGGAGAAGCCAUCCUAGCCAGCAGCAGCCAGGACACGUCCGCGGCAUCACCUACUACAAAGCAGACAAACCUGAACAGCCACUGAGUACAGAUCAGGAGGCAGAGCCUGAUGAGGUGGACAUGGUGCUGGAAGUGGAGGAAGCUGCCUCAAUGCCUGUUACUGCGGCAGCGUAUACCCACACAACCACAUCCAUAAAAACAACAACCACCAGCUCUACAGCUUCCGCUACAACAACCAGUAGAGCAGUGGCCAGAGAAGAGCGUCCAGCUCCAACUGUCCUGCUAAUGCUGGACAACACCAUCAACCUCACGCACACUGCUGCAGGUAAGGAGGUCCUGUGUGAGGGGACGAUAGCGUCAGUGGCUGAACCCGUGAAGAAGCACAGCUACGGGAGGAACGAGGGUGCGUGGAUGAAGGAUCCUGCGGCAAAGGACUCCAAAAUCUACAUCACCAACUAUUACUAUGGCAACAGUCUGGUGGAGUUCAGAAACUUGGAAAACUUCAAGCAAGGUCGGUGGAGUAACCUGUACAAACUGCCCUAUAACUGGAUCGGGACCGGCCACGUCGUAUACAGGGGGGCGUUUUACUACAACCGCGCCUUCACCAAGAACAUCAUCAAGUACGAGCUGCGGCACCGUUACGUCGCGGCCUGGACGCAGCUCCACGAUGCUGUGUAUGAGGACACCACGCCCUGGAAAUGGAGGGGUCACUCAGACAUCGACUUUGCCGUGGAUGAGAGUGGAUUGUGGAUCAUCUAUCCAUCUGCAGACUAUGACUACACCCAGGCUGAGGUGAUUGUGGUGGCCAGACUGGACGCCGAUGACCUGUCUGUUCGUAAAGAGACCACAUGGCGGACGGGGCUGAGGCGGAACUCUUAUGGGAACUGCUUCAUCGCCUGCGGUGUGCUGUAUGCUGUCGAUGCUUAUGACCGGCGAGAUGCCGAAAUUUCGUACGCGUACGACACACACACGGGUGCCGAGAGGUCGCCAGGGUUACCCUUUGUUAACGAAUACUCCUUCGCCACCCAGAUCGACUACAACCCGAAGGAGAAGGUUCUGUACGCAUGGGACAACGGACACCAGCUCACCUACAACAUCACGUUCCUAGAGCGCGACCAGAAAUGACCUCAUCACAUCAGCCAGUUACCUGUGGAUGUAAAAACACUUACAGUUCUUCAUUUAAGGAUUCGCUGUGUCAGGAACUCUCCACUUUCAUGAUGGUUCAACUCGGGACAGUUCAGGAGUCCAGCAUUGGUUAGAAGUAGACCUUCAGUUUGAUCCACAAAUGUCCAGAUACGUGAAUAUUUUAGUGCAGAUUUCUGCUGGCGCCUCUAUGGGAUUCUAAUACUGCAUUAGUUCGGAUUCACCUGAACAUCUUGGCCAUUCUAAAUGAAACACAGGUGUUUGGAAAGACAUUAACAUCUAUUUGAGCUCGUAUCAGUUUUACAGUGACUCCUUCAGUAAAGGUCCUGGUAUUGAGCUGCCGCCGCUGUUUAUCAUUCCUAACAACUACCCAGAACCUGUUUAGACUACGACUCAUAUUCACAGUCAGUGAGGUAUCUAGAACCUCCAGAAGGGCUAGAGUGAUGUUUUGACUGAGUAAAUUAGCCCCACCCUAUUGUAAAAGCAAAGUGCCAUUGGUUGAUUCCUUGGUAGUUAAUCUAAUGUGUAAGGCCUUCAGUCCAGCUCCUGAAGUCCUGACCAGUGGAGACCUCACUUUUUCUUAACUGUAUCUACAAGAUUUUAACUUUGUUUCCUACCAAAACUAAACAGUGAAACACUGGAAUACUUGGAUUUGGAAUUCUGUUCAUUACAAAUGAAUAAUUAAUAAUAUUUUGAAGUUCACAGAAAGGCUUUCUCUGAAGAUGUAGAAGGCCCUUAGGGUUCCUCUCUGCAAUUCAGCGUUAUUAUUAAAAAUGAAUUAUACAGAAAUGUGUUUUUAUAAUUAUGCAGUAUUGGAAUAUAGACAAUAACAGCAAAACACCACGAAGAACAUUUUCAGCACAUUUGCGUUCAAAAUGUACCACAUUUCAUUACAACCAAACCAAGAUCUCAACUUUCAAACAGAAUGAAUGAGAGCAGAUUAUUAUUAUUAUUAUUAUUAUUAUUAUUAUUGUUAUUAUUGUUAUUAUUAUUAUUGAUUACAGUUGACAGACUUGAUACAGUUGAAUUUGAAUACAGUUCUUCUUGAUCAGCUACACCUCCUUUCAGACCCACAGUGUUUAGUGGUCUUCUCACAGUGGAAGGAUGGACAGAAACACCUGUGGAUGUUUUCAGAUCUGAAGCAGCUUGAUGUUCUCCUCUCUCUCAGAGAUCAAAGCUUUCAGUGCUGUUUAUCUGAUGGGGCAGUUUUGGGGUCUAACAGCUCUUCCAGGUGGUUGUUAGGAGCCACGUUUUCUCUGAGCUUUUAAACCGUUUUGAACUGCAGUUUUGGAAACUCCUGUAUUUUUUCUAUUAAUUUUCCUUUAAAUAUCUCCUGAAUGAUUAACUUGGACUUAAACGAUGUUUUGACUGGAAACAAAAUACCUGAAGGGGAACUUUUACCUUUACACUCCUGCUGUUACACGGUUUGUACAGUAGCUGAGUCAGCAGCUCUUCUGAUACAGUUCCAUAGAAUAGAAGCCUGAAUAAUGGAUAGUAACAGGUUUAAGCCAAAGCACGUUAUCAGGCUUUAGACAGAGACUGUGGUUGAAGAUUUUUUGAGUGUAGCUGAAUGAAUGGAUCAUCACACCAUGUUUAUAUUUUCAUCCAAACUAAUUUCUGAGUCUGGAUUAAAACCUCGUUGUAACUUUUACAUUUACACUGACUUCAGUAGCCCGAGGCUCUGUUUAACAACGUUUAAGGACAUUAGCAUAAAGAACAACUGUAAACGGAACAGACGUGUUUAUUUGCCUGUUAAUGAACGUUUUCCUGCCACCUUCUGUGAAAUGCUAACUGCACCAGUUUGUGAGAUGGAGCCACUGUCUGACUGACUGGGUCAAAGGCCAGAUUACACUUUGCUAAUGACCUGUUAGACGACGUGUGAAGCGAGCAGGUAGAGAUGAAUACUCCUGUAACUGAUGUGUAAAUAGUGUAAUAUAUUCUAUAACAGCUCCCAGUGAUGAAAAGCUAAGGGAUUUCUGUAGCUCUGAGCUCUGAACUCUCUCAGUCUUGGGGGGCUUUUAAAACGUGUUGUAUUCACUAAAGAUAAGCUGGACUGCAUUAAACCGGCUGAUGGCUUUAGACAGUAAAUCUUCCCAGUCUGAGGAAUGACUUAUUCAUGUUUUAUUCUACUGUGGAUGUGUUAUUAAGGAAAUCUGAACCAGUUGUGUCCGGUUUAUUUUGUGUGUGCGCUGAGAAUAAAGACGUGUCUGAUGAAACACAGACGUACGCAGUGAUGCAA